UCAUUGAGACUAAUGAUGUGUUUAAAAACUGCAGUCCAACUAUCGUGCUGGUACAGUAAGUAAAUAUUGGCAGUAGUGAACACACAUUGAAAGUUGAAACGUACUUCUCGUAUACCAUGGUGACAUUACUAGACUCUAUUACCAAUUACUACAAUGAUUACUUUAUCGAACGAAGAGAUGGACGAAGUGCACAUCUUCCCUUGGUCGGUUCACCUGUACUCAUCGUAGGCAUUGUUUUUGCUUAUUUAUACUUUGUACUCCGAUAUGGACCUCGCCAUAUGGUUAACCGUAAGCCGUACAAUGUCCUAAAAAUGAUUAAGGUUUACAAUUUGUUUCAAAUGGCGGCAAACGUUACACUGUUCCUACGUAUUUGCUAUAACGUUUUUCUUUUAUAUGAACACUUUUCCUUUCGUUGUCAACCAAUCGACUACUCCAAGUCCCGUGUAGGAAUGGAUGAAGUUUACUUCAGUUACGCUUAUUUCUUAUUGAAACUCGCCGACCUGGCAGACACCGUAUUUUUCGUGUUACGAAAGAAACAGUCCCACGUUUCAUUUUUGCAUGUGUAUCAUCACUCAUUCAUGGUAUUAACGACAUACUGCGCUUUAGUAUUCGUUCCGGGAGGCCAUGUGCUACUGCUCGGGUUGUGGAACACGCUGGUGCAUGCGAUAAUGUAUUUUUACUAUUUUCUUACCUCACUGGGUGCACACAAUAAUAGCAUAUGGUGGAAAAAAUAUCUUACCCGUUUGCAGCUGAUGCAGUUCUUACACUUGGCUUUCCAUUUUGGACGCCCUUUGUUCGAUGGAAAUUGCAACUUUCCAACGUUUUGGCUGUGGUACGGAUUUUUACAGGCAAUCAUUGUGCUCGGGUUAUUUUUAGACUUUUACAUUAAGACAUACAAAUACCAGGAUAAAAACGAACUCGCCCAGAAGAAAGCAUGAAGAGGAAAAGGUGAUAAGCAGGAAAUAUUUACCCUAAUUAAAAAAAAGAUUGCACUAAAAUAAACAUUAUUUAAUUAAAUUAACAAUGGUUUUUGGUCUAUUUACCACAUAACAUAACGGGUACGUAUUUUUCAGAACGCUUUUCCAGCAUUAUUACACCACAUUUAACCCAUUUUGUAUAUUUUUUUAUUUGCAAUAAAUCAAUUCCAGUUUUCCGUUUAUCAUAAUAAAAAAGGGUAACCUUAAUUAUGUCAAUUACUGUAUUGUCAAUUGUUGCAACCAUUGAACGUAAAUUAAUUAUCGUUUUGGUUCAUAUCUAUCACAAGAGAGACAAGUUAUCACAAGAACAUCCAUUUCUUGUUAUCACAAGUAAACACGAUAUUUUUAGCCAUUCAUCAGCUGACGAGUUCAAGUACUUACAUUGUGUUGAUCGCGUUCGGCUUGAAAGGUUCCUUUUCUUUUGAUAUUAGGCUGCUAGAGAAAGAGCACGGCACGAGCACGAUGAGUACCGAACAUUAUCAAUUCGUAAUCCUAGGUGGUGGAAUAAAUGGGCUAUCGUGUGCAAUUCGUUUGUCGAACGAAUUUCCUUGUUCAACGAUACAAAUUAUAAGUGAUAAUUUUAGUCCAAACACAACUAGUGACGUUGCAGCUGGUUUAUGGGGACCGUACGCUUUGGGAGGAACAUCCACCACUGAAUGCCGACGAUGGGCUCAACAAACGCACGACUACUUCCUGCAAUUGUGGCGCGGAGGGUAUGCUGAUCGGUGUGGUAUUUGUUUGGUGCCAGUACUAGAGCUUUACGAAACGGAUACAACCGUUCCUUGGUGGCAUGAUAUCGUGUUUGGAUUUAGCAAAACAAAGUUUUUGAAACCAGAUGAUACGAACAAUCAUCAGGAUAGUUUUUACACUGCAUUUUCAUACAUAACUUUUACGUGCGAACCAUCAAAAAUAAUGAAACACUAUCGUGAAGUCUUGUCCACUCGCAAUGUUACGUUACGCCAGGAACAUUUAACCAGUCUCCGUAGUUUGGAAAACAUGAUCAUUCACCCGAACGCAAUUAUUAUCAAUUGUCUAGGGCUGGGUUCCCAGUCCGUUUUUAAAGAUGCCGAUUUAUUUCCACUCCGUGGCCAAGUACAGAAAGUAAAAGCAGAAUUCGUAUUUCAUUCAUACGCUAACGAAUCGUGCUACAUAAUUCCCAACACGGACACAGUAAUUUUAGGCGGAACUAAGCAAAAACAUCACAAUCUACAAGUUAACCCAAUUGAUCGGUAUGACAUAAGAGCGCAAUGUCUCACCGUUCUUCCUGCAUUAAGAAGUGCAGUAAACGUGAAGGACUUUGUUGGAUUACGUCCAGUUAGAUCAUCUGGUGUACGCUUGGAAGUAGAUCAUGCAGUGUUUGCUAAUGGAGAGAUUCAUGUAAUAAUCCACAACUAUGGACACGGUGGAGCUGGAAUUACACUCGCGUGGGGUUGUGCUGGCGAGGUUACACGUUUUGUACAAGAAUAUGGUGUAGACACGUCAAAAUGUAUGUAUCACAAGUUAUAGAAAAGCGUAACGACACUGCCCCGCCUGUACCUUUGGAAUGGAAUGUUUCAUGAUGGUUAGAAAAGGAGUGCAUUAGUAGUCCAACGAUUUUUCAAGAGAAAAAAUAUCCAGAAUGUUAUUUGCUCUAAAACUAAAACUCAGGAGCAAGCAAUACGGUCAGGCCGAUCUUUAUGAAUAAAAAAAAACUCAGGAGCACAUAUAGUUAUAUUCGGACUGCAUUUGACUCAAAUAAAUUUCAUUGAACGCAA
Anopheles stephensi (Asian malaria mosquito) is the source of this 2731-nucleotide messenger RNA. Its product is annotated as elongation of very long chain fatty acids protein AAEL008004-like. The transcript is spliced from 5 exons. Lineage: Eukaryota; Metazoa; Arthropoda; Insecta; Diptera; Culicidae. The record is from RefSeq and is a predicted model, not a curated record. Gene Ontology annotation, cellular component: endoplasmic reticulum membrane. Gene Ontology annotation, biological process: fatty acid elongation, polyunsaturated fatty acid; very long-chain fatty acid biosynthetic process; fatty acid elongation, monounsaturated fatty acid. The coding region runs from base 117 to 938 and encodes 273 amino acids. Gene Ontology annotation, molecular function: fatty acid elongase activity; D-amino-acid oxidase activity; FAD binding.